AUGCUUGAGUAUGCAACUAAGUUUACGAUGAAUGGCAAGUACAUUGUCAGGCUAUCUGGAAAGAAUACAUACGUUGGCCUGUUUACGCUUGAUGCUCUGCGCGGUGUCGGUGAUGUUCCAGAGUUGGAUAUCUUGGAACGCUCCAUGCUUAGCAAGAUGAAACUUCAACCAUUGUCUGAUGAAGAGAGAAAGACGCUUUUCAACGAGGAGAUCGAAGUAGAAGAAGAAGUACCAGUAGAAGGACCAACAGAUAAAUCCAAGGUGAUAUGGAAAAAACUUAACAAGUACUUGGAAUAUUCCGAGAAUGUACUUGUAAAUGGAAUGCACAUUCUCAAGAUGCGCAAAAAAGACACUGUAAUCGGCUUGAUGACUGAUGACCAUAUUGCUGCAGAGAAUGUAGAGUGUCAUUCUCUUAGCCAGAAGGAAAAAGAGAAGUUGUUUGCUAUGGGAUUUAAACCGCAUGAGCAUAAGCAAAGCUUGCCACAGAAAGAUGAGAGCACAUGUGAGGAUGAUAAAGAUGCUGAGGGCGAUAAAGAUGCUGAGGAUGACAAAGAUGCGGUGGGUGAUAAAGAUGCUGAAGAUGACAAAGAUGCUGAGGGUGAUAACGAUGCUGAGGAUGACAAAGAUGCUGAGGGUGAUAACGAUGCUGAAGAUGAUAAAGAUGCUGAGGAUGAUAAAGAUGCUGAGGAUGUUAUGUGGAAAAGUCGAGACAAAUUUACCAACAACAAACAAAAGCAGAAGUUAAUUGCCAUGGGGUUCACGAUCGAGGAAUUGCCUAAAUUGUACUCUCCAGAUGUAAAGUUUUGGUAG
Molecule: messenger RNA, 810 nt
Organism: Linnemannia hyalina
Lineage: Eukaryota; Fungi; Mortierellomycota; Mortierellomycetes; Mortierellales; Mortierellaceae
Source: the annotation of a GenBank genome assembly